AUGGCGAAACCCUCCGCCGCCAUCCACACCCCGCGCCCCUCCGCGCUCCGCUCUUCAUCCUCCUCCACUUCCUCCUGCUCCGCCACUCGCAGCUCCGUCGGAUCAACCUCCUCGUCGGCAGCCGCCUCCGCCGCGUCGAAGCUCCCUGUCGCCGCCGCCACCCACCGUGACUCCGCCUCGAACGCCAAGGUGGUGGCCAAGUGCCUGGUCUACGACGACGACUACUUCACCCUCCCCUCCGCCGCCGCACCCGCGCCAGACGCCGUUCCAGAGGACGGGCUCGCCUCGCAGGGGGACGACCUGGCCCCGCUCCUCGAGCUCCCGAACCCCGACGUUGUCUCCGGCGAAACCUCCUCCACCUCCGUCGUCUCCGCUGCUGUCGAUGACGCGCUGACUGCUUCCGCCGACUCCUGCGUCACCGAGGUGCCAGCGCGCGCGGACUCCGCCACCAACACCGAGGCCGACGCGGUGCUCCCGGAGGACAUCAGCAACGCGUUGGCCGAGCUGCGCGACGCCGGCGGGCUCAGCCCGCGGUCGAAGCGGCUCCUGACCGCGCUCGCCGAGGCCGCAGCCCUGGAGCUGGACGCCCCCGCGGCGGCCGCCGCCACCACCGCCCGGCGCCUGCGGCUGCGCCGCGCCGGCUUCUGGGGCAAGGUGCGCGUGGCGGUGCUCGCGGCGACGCUCGCCGCCGUGGCCGUCGCCGACGUCGCGCUCGCCGCCUACCUCUACGCGCGCCGCGCCAACGAGUGGUACGGCCACGCCCUGCUGCCCCCCACCUGA
Molecule: messenger RNA, 780 nt
Organism: Miscanthus lutarioriparius
Lineage: Eukaryota; Viridiplantae; Streptophyta; Magnoliopsida; Poales; Poaceae
Source: the annotation of a GenBank genome assembly